Molecule: messenger RNA, 1731 nt
Organism: Penicillium arizonense
Lineage: Eukaryota; Fungi; Ascomycota; Eurotiomycetes; Eurotiales; Aspergillaceae
Exons: 5
Coding region: 1-1731 (576 amino acids)
Biological process (GO): fatty acid metabolic process
Molecular function (GO): medium-chain fatty acid-CoA ligase activity
Source: RefSeq, a predicted model, not a curated record
AUGCCCAUGAUCUCGCUACUCUCGCGCUAUUCGCGUGCGCGCGUCAGUCGCAUGCCCUUCGCCCUCAGACAGCUAUCGACUCUCCCGAACACGCACAUCUUCCGCGCACUCCGAGACCACGACCCGGACAGUCUGGCUGUUGUUCACAGUUUGUCCGCCCGCUCAUUUACAUACGGGAGUUUAAUUGCCGAUGUUGUCGCGGCCAAGGAUGAUCUCGAGCGCGAAGCUGCCAAGGCGCAGGGUCAAUUGGCCGUGACCUUGUUGGCGAUCUUUGCGAGUGAUGCUAUUGCGCUGCCGCUGUCGCCUUCUUUUCCGACACGAGAAUUGAAGUAUAUUCUCGAUAAUUCGCAGGCAAAGGUAUUGCUUGCCACUGAGAAAUAUGCCGGCAAGGCUAUGGAUAUCCUGAAUCAGGGGUUGGAACGUGAGCCUUUGUUCAAUAUUCGCAAUAAGCUCAUGGAGGGUGCUGCUCGUGAGAGUGUCACUUUGGAGGAGCUGAAGAAGCCUGCUGGUGGAAUGAUGCUAUACACAUCUGGCACGACCAAUCGACCAAAAGGCGUACUCAUUCCACAAUCGGCACUGGCAGCACAAGCCUCAUCCCUCUUACAAGCAUGGAAGUACUCCCCCGAUGACCGCCUCUUACACCUACUACCACUGCACCACAUCCACGGUGUAGUAAAUGCAAUCGUGGCACCAAUAGUAGCAGGCACAUCCAUCGAAUUCAUGUACCCCUUCAACACAGACCAAGUCUGGAAACGCCUAGCAGCACCUUUCCAACGCAACACCACCACCACUCCUCCAUCCAAAAUCACCUUCCUAACCGCCGUCCCGACAAUCUACAACAGACUCCUAAACUCCUUCCAAAACCUCCCAACAGAAACCCAAACAGCCGCAAAAGAAGGAAUCUCCCCUCAAAACCUCCGCCUAAACAUCUCAGGCUCAGCCGCCCUCCCAACACCAACAAAAACAUCCUGGUCAACCCUAAGCAACGGCAACAUCCUCCUCGAACGCUUCGGCAUGACAGAAGUCGGCAUGGCAAUAAGCUGCGGCCUCGACCCUGCCGACCGAGUCGACGGCAGCGUCGGCUGGCCCCUCCCAGGCGUGGAAGCACGUCUAGUCGACACCGAAACGGGCGAAGUAAUUCCCCCCGGCGCCGAAGUCGACGCUCAAGGCCGUGAACGUGAAGGCGAGAUCCAGUUACGGGGCGAGACUAUUUUCAGUGAGUAUUGGGGUAACGAGAAAGCCACACGCGAGGGGUUCGUGGGUGGUGAGGAUGGAAAAGGGAAAUGGUUCUGUACGGGUGAUGUAGCGACGAGGAGGGUUGUUGACGGGGCUGGACGUGGUGGGAGUGGAGAGUGGGCGAAGGGACCGAUGUAUUUCAUUCAGGGGAGGAAGAGUGUUGAUAUUAUCAAGACGGGCGCGGAGAAGGUUAGCGCGUUGGAGGUUGAGAGGGAGUUGCUUUCGCUUCCCCAAAUCACCGAAGCAGCCGUCGUCGGCCUCCCCUCUGAACAAUGGGGACAGAAAGUUGCUGCGGUCGUCGUCCUCCAUCCCGAUGCUGCUACUUCAAGUCGUAAUGGGAAGUCUUGGGGUCCGAUGGAUAUGAGACGAGCAUUGAAGGAACGUUUGGCUUCUUAUAAGAUUCCAUCCGAGAUGAAGGUUUUGGAUGCUAUUCCCAGGAAUGCCAUGGGAAAGGUUAAUAAGAAGGCGCUUAUUAAAGAGGUUUUUGAUGUUUGA